UUUUCAGUUGACCAAAGAAAUGGUGAUGGAGAAGCCAAGUCCCCUGCUGGUCGGGCGGGAGUUUGUCAGGUGUGGCAGGCAGUACUAUACUCUGCUGAACCAAGCACCUGACUAUUUGCACAGGUUUUAUGGCAAGAACUCUUCCUAUGUCCAUGGUGGCUUGGAUUCCAAUGGGAAGCCAGCUGACGCAGUCUAUGGGCAAUCUGAUAUCCACAAGAAGGUGCUGUCAUUAAACUUCAAGGAUUGCCACACAAAGAUUCGUCACGUGGAUGCCCAUGCUACUCUCAAUGAUGGUGUGGUGGUCCAGGUGAUGGGAGAGCUCUCCAAUAACAUGCAGCCCGUGCGCAGGUUCAUGCAGACGUUUGUGCUUGCACCUGAGGGUUCUGUUGCAAACAAGUUUUAUGUCCACAAUGAUAUCUUCCGCUACCAAGAUGAGGUUUUUGGUGACUCUGACACUGAGCCUCCAGAGGAAUCAGAGGAGGAAGGGGAAGAACCUGAGGAAAGACAGCAGACACCUGAGGCUGUUCCUGAUGAUAGUGGUGCUUAUUACGAGCAGACUGUCAGCAAUGACAUUGAGGAGCACCUGGAAGAGACAGCUGCAGAGGCAGAACCUGAGCCAGAGCCAGAACCCGAACAGGAACCUGAACCAGAGGUGCAGGAAGAAAAAUCUGAGCCAGCAUUAGAGGAGUCUGCUCCAGAAGAGGCUGUGGAAAAGAGUGCUUCUCCUGCUCCUGCUGAUCCAGCUCCUGCAGUGCAAGAGGACUCCAGGACAUUUUCCUGGGCGUCAGUAACCAGUAAGAACCUCCCUCCAAGUGGAGCUGUUCCAGUUUCAGGAAUACCACCUCAUGUUGUGAAAGUACCAGUCUCACAGCCCCGCCCUGAGGCAAAGCCUGAAUCUCAGACCCCACCCCAGAGACCUCAGAGGGAUCAGCGAGUGAGGGAGCAGCGAACAAACAUCCCACCACAGAGGGGUCCUAGACCAAUUCGUGAGGGUGAGCAAGGCGACGUGGAGACCAGGCGGAUCGUGAGAUACCCAGACAGUCAUCAGCUGUUCGUUGGGAACCUUCCCCACGAUGUGGAUAAAUCUGAACUUAAAGACUUUUUCCAAAAACUUGGCUUUUCUCUUGCAGGCUAUGGCAAUGUUGUUGAACUCCGUAUCAACAGUGGUGGAAAGCUCCCCAAUUUUGGGUUUGUGGUGUUUGAUGACCCUGAACCAGUUCAGAAGAUCCUUAGCAACAGGCCCAUCAUGUUCAGGGGAGAGGUACGCCUGAACGUGGAGGAGAAGAAAACACGAGCUGCCAGGGAGGGCGACCGCAGAGAUAACAGACCACGUGGACCUGGAGGCACUCGUGGGGGGCUGGGAGGUGGGAUUCGAGGGCCUCCACGUGGAGGAAUGUCCCAGAAGCCAGGAUUUGGAGCUGGAAGGGGGAUCGGGCAGCGCCAGUGAACGCAUCCCGGAUGUUGACAUGGUGACGCAAACCCUUUUUCCUGCAGAUUUGUGAAUUUCAGCCUUGGGUAUCUUGGAAUGUGGCCCUAGCCUGUUAUAGACUGCUACGUUUGAUACUAUUUUGGCCCUUUUUUUGUUUGUGUUAUGGUUUUGUGAUUUUUUUUUUUCCUAGUCCUUGUCCCAGAUUCCAGCUUUGUGGAACAAUGUUUUAGGAAAAGUGGAUUUUAAAAAGAAAAGAACUGAAUUUUCUUGCUCACCUCAAACUUACGGACUGGAUUUUUUUGGUACCAGUGGUUUUCCUAAAGGAAUGUCUCUAAUUUUUUUCUUUUUUUCUUUUUUCUCUCUCCCCUUUCUACUGAAUUUGAGUGCGUUUCAGUCAGUGGAAUAUAUUUCACGUGCAUGCAUUCAAGAGCCUGUAGGAAAACAUAGUACUUGGCAAGCAUUUCAAGGGCAGAAAAGCAAAACUAUUGAUCUCUUUUUGAGGGUCAUAUGAACAUCCUCUGGUCUGGAGAUACUGCCACUUGAAAAAUUGACAUUCACCCUUCUCUUUGGGGCGCUGUAAAAGUGGAAUAAUGGGUAUCCAUAGAAUCUUUUUUUUCUUUUGAUACAUGAUCACAGAAAGGAAUUCGAACUACUGUUUUACCACUUUAAAAUUUUGGAUUGUGGGAUAGGUUUUAAAUGUCUAGAACUUGACUCUUGAAACACUUUUCCUGAACUUGUGAAAUUUUUUAUUGAAAUAGGGAGUUUUUUUCAUGUUUAGUUUGUAUUUGUAUAAAAAAAAGCAAAAUUGUUGUGCCUUCUAUUUAUCUCUCAUUCCAGUCUUGGCAAAUUGUUUAAAAAAAAAAAUAAAAAUAAAAAAGGUCUAGAUUUGCUUUAUCAA
This is a messenger RNA of Merops nubicus (carmine bee-eater), 2327 nucleotides long. RefSeq names its product GTPase activating protein (SH3 domain) binding protein 1 (gene G3BP1). The transcript is spliced from 11 exons. The record is from RefSeq and is a predicted model, not a curated record. Bases 20 to 1447 code for a protein of 475 amino acids. Gene Ontology annotation, cellular component: cytosol; ribonucleoprotein complex. NCBI's taxonomy places the organism in Eukaryota, Metazoa, Chordata, Aves, Coraciiformes, Meropidae. Gene Ontology annotation, molecular function: mRNA binding.